CAUCCGGAAGUAGAAGAAGAAGAAGAAGAAGAGGAGGAAAUAACUUCCGUAGGUCAAAGGUAAUCUUCGAAUUUGAAAACAUGGAUCCCAACAAAGUGGAUGAAGCGUCGGACAAGAUGAGUGAUGAUGGAGAAAUGGCAUCUGUUAUGGGAUUCUCAGGUUUUGGUAAGAAAGCCCGGACGUUUGACCUGGAAGCCAUUUUUGAACAGACCCGUCGAACAGCGAUUGAGAGGAGUCAGCUUGUAUUGGAGGGGCGGCAGAAGGAUGAUCAUAUGGAGCAGCAAGGUGAAAGCUCCCAAUCGGCUAAGUCAUCAGUUCCUGCUCCAAGAAACAAAGCUACGGCUGCUACUGCCAGAAAAGAGAGUGGAGGGAGCAGCAGUGACAGUGGUUCAGACUCCGACUCAGAUUCCGAGCUUAUUGGGCCCCCACUUCCUCCGCAACACACCUCCCAGGGCGGUGAUGAUGAGCUUGGGUCACUGACUCAUGCAUCAGGCACCACAGCUCACAGUGACGACGAUGAUGAAGAUGAUGAAGGGGAGGCACAAGAUGACGACGAUGAUAAUCCAGUAAAGAAGAUUCCAGACUCUCAUGAGAUCACCCUGCAGCACGGCACCAAGAUAGUGUCGGCUCUGGCCUUGGACCCAUCUGGAGCCCGUCUGGUGACUGGCGGGUUGGAUUAUGAUGUGCGUUUCUGGGAUUUCGCCGGGAUGGACCAGGCUCUGCAGGCCUUCAGAUCCAUCCAGCCCUGUGAGUGCCAUCAGAUCACAUCCCUGCAGUACAGCAUCACUGGUGAUGUCAUCCUGGUGGUUUCUGGCAAUGCACAGGCGAAGGUGUUGGACCGCGAUGGCUUCAACGUCAUGGAGUGCGUGAAGGGAGACCAGUACAUUGUGGAUAUGGCCAAAACCAAGGGUCACACGGCUAUGCUUAACAGUGGCUGCUGGCAUCCCAAGAUGAAAGAGGAGUUCAUGACGUGCUCCAAUGACGGCACCGUGCGCACGUGGGACCUGACCUCCGAGAAGAAGCACAAGUCUGUGUUCAAACCGCGUUCCUUCCAGGGGAAGAAGGUCGUCCCCACAAGCUGCACCUACAGCCGCGACGGGAAGCUCAUCGCGGCCGGCUGCCAGGACGGAACCAUCCAGAUCUGGGAUAGAAACCUCAGCGUCCAUACAAAGUUCCACUGUCGGCAAGCACACGUCCCGGGAUCCGACACCUCCUGCCUCUCCUUCUCCUACGACGGCAGGACUCUCGCUUCUCGUGGAGGGGACGACACCCUCAAGAUGUGGGACAUCCGGAACUUCAAGAAGCCUGUGAACGUUGCUACUGGACUGUGCAACUACUAUACGAUGACGGACUGCUGUUUCAGCCCCGAUGACCGGCUUCUCUUAACGGGGACCUCCGUGAAAAAGGACGGAGGAAACGGGAAGCUGGUUUUCUUUGACCGAGUUUCCUUUCAGAAGGUCUAUGAAAUAGAAGUCACCAAUGCCAGCGUCGUCCGCUGUCUGUGGCAUCCGAAACUUAACCAGAUAAUGGUGGGAACUUCCAAUGGACUGGCCAAGGUCUACUAUGACCCUGUUAAAAGCCACAGAGGGGCCAAGCUGUGUGUCGUGAAGAGCCAGCGGAAAGAGAGGCAAGCAGAGACGCUGACACAGGAUUACAUCAUCACGCCUCAUGCCUUACCCAUGUUCAGAGAGGCCCGGCAGAGGAGCACACGAAAACAGCUGGAGAAGGACCGACUUGACCCGAGGAAAUCCCACAAACCCGAGCCGCCUGUGUCCGGACCAGGUCGAGGAGGAAGAGUGGCGGCUCACGGCGGCACGCUGUCUUCGUUCAUCGUGAAGAACAUCGCUUUAGAUAAAACGGAUGACAGCAACCCCCGGCAGGCCAUCCUGCGUCACGCCAAGGAGGCUUCGGACAACCCGUACUGGGUCGCCCCGGCAUACACGCAGACCCAGCCAGUGCCGAUGUUUGCCGAGGAAUCGGAAUCGGACGAGGAGGCCGAGAAGGAACCAGAGUGGAAGAAACGCAAGAUCUGAAGCGCCGCGAAAGCAGCUCAUGUCACAUCGAAUGGGCUUGUGUUUGUGUGCUUAUAUAAAUGCUUCUACGGCGUUUCUGACAAUAACUGUGUUUUGGGAUUGAUCUCAAUUACGUUACUCAAUUGAACAGUGUCAGUCCUCCCCCACUUUCUUUUAUUUUUUUUAACUUUGCAAGCACAAUAUAGUUUUUAACAGUUUUAUGUUCUAUUUCGCUUUGCAAUUGAUCAACUUUAGGAAGAACUGUUUUUUUUAAUGUCUGUUUUGAUUAUGUGGAUUUUAUAUUCAUAAUUUCCAUUGUUCUCUUAACCCACAUCUCCAGAGUUUAAGGCCUCAUAAAGUGUCUCCAGAUUUUGUGGUCCGGUUGUGUUUAUCAGCUAUGAAGAACAGUUUGCAAGUUUUUAAAAAGGAAGAAAACCCUGCAGCCAUUUGAAUUUCUCUCUGCCGUUUUGUUGGAUGUGAUACAAAACUCCAAAUAGCAAUCUGCUAAUUUGAUUCCACCUCAAGAGAAUAAAAUUCCUUUUGUGGGGGUCCUGUCAAAUAGUGAUAUAUUUCACCCAAAUUAAAGCGAUACUUCUGUUUUUACCAGCAGAUCAAAGAAAUUCUUCUGCCAGAUAUGUUUUUAUGAGGCGCUGACUCGAUCCUGCAGAUACACAGUUCACCAAGUCCGGGCCAAAGCUGGUGUUUAGAUUCACUUGGUGAAAUAAACAUUUUACAGGGUAGUUUUUGCCAAGUUAUUAAAUGGGUAAACCUUUAUUUUCUUUUUUAAUUACCUGUACAGUGUUUGAAGUUAUUUCAACUGAUCGAACAGCUGCAAUAUACGGAUCUAAUUAAACUCAUUUCUGGUUUUCA
Molecule: messenger RNA, 2882 nt
Organism: Gasterosteus aculeatus aculeatus (three-spined stickleback)
Lineage: Eukaryota; Metazoa; Chordata; Actinopteri; Perciformes; Gasterosteidae
Gene: wdr70
Product: WD repeat domain 70
Cellular component (GO): nucleus; site of double-strand break
Molecular function (GO): protein binding
Source: RefSeq, a predicted model, not a curated record